Parus major (Great Tit) is the source of this 5925-nucleotide messenger RNA. It is a transcript of the gene RASGRF2, whose product is annotated as Ras protein specific guanine nucleotide releasing factor 2. Gene Ontology annotation, cellular component: plasma membrane. Bases 77 to 3820 code for a protein of 1247 amino acids. Gene Ontology annotation, biological process: Ras protein signal transduction; positive regulation of GTPase activity. NCBI's taxonomy places the organism in Eukaryota, Metazoa, Chordata, Aves, Passeriformes, Paridae. The record is from RefSeq and is a predicted model, not a curated record. The transcript is spliced from 27 exons. Gene Ontology annotation, molecular function: protein binding; guanyl-nucleotide exchange factor activity.
CGGUGCGUGCCGGAGCCCAUGAAUUGCUCCGAGAGCGCCCGGCGAGGCUGCGCCGCGGCCGCGGGCUCCGGGCACGAUGCAGAAGAGCGUGCGGUACAACGAGGGGCACGCCCUGUACCUGGCGCUGCUGGCCCGCAAGGAGGGCACCAAGCGCGGCUACCUCAGCAAGAAGACGGCGGAGACCAACCGCUGGCACGAGAAGUGGUUCGCCCUCUACCAAAACGUGCUCUUCUACUUCGAGGGCGAGCAGAGCGCCCGCCCCGCCGGCAUGUACAUGCUGGAGGGCUGCAACUGCGAGCGGGUGCCCGCUCCCAAGGGAUGCGCCGCGGGCAGCGCCAAGGAUGCCGCGCUGGACAAGCAGCAUUACUUUACUGUUCUCUUUGGCCAUGAGGGGCAGAAGCCACUGGAGCUGCGCUGUGAGGAUGAGGUUGAUGGAGAUGAGUGGGUAGAAGCUAUUCACCAAGCGAGCUACUCAGACAUCCUGAUCGAGCGGGAGGUGCUGAUGCAGAAGUACAUCCACCUGGUGCAGAUCGUGGAGACCGAGAAGGUGGCGGCCAACCAGCUCCGGCACCAGCUGGAGGACCAGGACACGGAGAUCGAGAGGCUCAAGUCAGAGAUUGUAGCACUGAAUAAAACAAAGGAAAAAAUGCGACCUUAUCAAGGCAACCAGGAAGAUGAAGAUCCAGAUAUAAAAAAAAUUAAGAAGGUUCAGAGCUUUAUGCGGGGCUGGUUGUGCAGAAGAAAAUGGAAAACCAUUGUCCAAGAUUAUAUUUGUUCUCCUCAUGCAGAGAGCAUGAGGAAGAGGAACCAGAUAGUUUUCAACAUGGUGGAGGCUGAGUCUGAGUAUGUGCACCAGCUUUAUGUCCUGGUGAACUGUUUCCUGCGGCCCCUGAGGAUGGCAGCGAGCUCCAAGAAGCCGCCCAUCAGCCACGACGAUGUCAGUAGCAUUUUCCUCAACAGUGAAACAAUCAUGUUUCUUCAUGAGAUAUUUCACCAGGGCUUAAAAGCAAGAAUAGCUAACUGGCCUACCUUAAUUCUAGCUGACUUAUUUGACAUUCUGCUGCCAAUGCUGAACAUAUAUCAAGAAUUUGUUCGGAAUCAUCAGUACAGCCUACAAGUGCUGGCAAACUGUAAACAAAACAGAGAUUUUGACAAACUCUUGAAGCAAUAUGAAGCCAACCCAGCAUGUGAGGGCCGAAUGCUGGAAACUUUCCUUACCUACCCCAUGUUUCAGAUUCCCAGAUAUAUUAUAACACUUCAUGAACUCUUGGCUCAUACACCACACGAACACGUUGAGAGAAAGAGCCUUGAAUUUGCUAAAUCUAAACUAGAAGAACUUUCAAGAGUGAUGCACGACGAGGUGAGUGACACAGAGAACAUCCGGAAGAACCUGGCCAUAGAGAGGACCAUAGUGGAGGGCUGUGACAUACUGCUAGACACCAGCCAGACCUUUAUACGCCAAGGUUCCCUUAUCCAGGUCCCCUCAGUUGAGAGGGGAAAGCUGAGUAAAGUUCGCCUGGGCUCGUUGUCCUUGAAGAAAGAAGGAGAAAGACAAUGCUUCUUAUUUACAAAACACUUCUUAAUUUGUACAAGAAGUUCAGGAGGAAAACUGCAUCUUCUUAAGACAGGAGGUGUUCUGUCUCUAAUAGAGUGCACACUUGUUGAGGAGACAGAAGCGAGUGAUGAUGAUUGUAAGUUAAAUUCAGCUGUCAGUACAAAGGGCUCGGGGCAGGUGUUUGGACACCUGGAUUUCAAGCUGAUAGUGGAGCCCUCGGAUGGUCCUCCUUUCACUGUGGUCCUUUUGGCCCCGUCACGGCAGGAGAAAGCCGCGUGGACCAGCGACAUCAGCCAGUGCAUUGAUAAUAUAAGGUGCAAUGGAUUAAUGACAAUAGUGUUUGAGGAAAACUCCAAAGUCACAGUGCCACAUAUGAUCAAAUCUGAUGCCCGUCUCCACAGAGAUGACAUUGACAUUUGCUUCAGCAAAACGCUGAAUUCCUGCAAGGUGCCCCAGAUCCGCUACGCGAGCGUGGAGCGGCUCUUGGAGCGGCUGACGGACCUGCGGUUCCUGAGCAUCGACUUCCUCAACACCUUCCUGCACACCUACCGCAUCUUCACCACCGCUGCCGUGGUCCUGGAGAAGCUCUCUGACAUCUACAGGCGUCCCUUCACCUCCAUUCCCGUCAGGUCUUUGGAGCUGUUCUUUGCCACCAGCCAGAACAACAGAGGGGAGUACCUGGCUGAUGGGAAGUCGCCACACCUCUGCCGCAAGUUCUCCUCUCCUCCUCCCCUGUCACUCUCCAGGACCUCCUCACCUGCCAGGACCCGAAAACUGUCCCUGACCUCCCCGCUGAACUCCAGGAUCGGUGCCCUGGACCUCUCGGCCUCGUCUGUGGCCAGCAGCCCCACCUCGAGCUACAGCCCGGCCACGUCCCCGCCGCCCACGGGCAGCAAGGCGCCGCUGGACCUGAGCCGGGGGCUGUCGUCCCCCGAGCAGAGCCCGGGCUCGGCCGAGGACAGCCUGGAGAACCCACGCCUGGACCUCUGCAACAAGCUGAGGAGGAGCAUCCGCAGAGCAGGGGUUCUGGAGUCUGUGUCAGUGGACAGGACCAUUCCUGAGAGCAGCUCGGUGGUGGACACUGCAGAGCUGUCCCCGUGCAGGUCGCCCUCGACGCCGCGCCACCUCCGCUACCGGCAGCCGGGAGUGCAGACUGCUGACAACAGCCACUGCUCCGUGUCUCCUGCUUCUGCCUUUGCCAUCGCCACAGCUGCAGCUGGGCACGGGAGCCCGCCAGGGUUCAACAACUCGGAGCGCACGUGCGACAAGGAGUUCAUCAUCCGCAGGGCCGCCACCAACCGCGUGCUCAACGUGCUGCGCCACUGGGUGUCCAAACACUCGCAGGAUUUUGAGCUGAACAACGAGCUGAAAAUGAACGUGUUAAAUUUGCUGGAGGAAGUUUUGAGAGACCCUGACCUUCUGCCACAAGAAAGGAAAGCUACUGCAAACAUACUGAGGACUCUUUCUCAGGAUGAUCAAGACGACAACCAUUUGAAAAUAGAGGAUAUCAUCCAGAUGCCAGACUGCCCCAAGCCCGAGAGCUUCGAGACGCUGUCGGCCAUGGAGCUGGCGGAGCAGAUCACCCUGCUGGACCACGUCGUGUUCCGCAGCAUCCCCUACGAAGAGUUCCUUGGGCAGGGCUGGAUGAAAGUGGAUAAAAAUGAGAGAACGCCCUAUAUUAUGAAAACUAGUCAACAUUUUAAUGAUAUGAGCAACCUGGUGGCCUCGCAGAUCAUGAGCUACGCCGAGGCGCCCUCGCGGGCCAGCGCCAUCGAGAAGUGGGUGGCGGUGGCCGACAUCUGCCGCUGCCUGCACAACUACAACGGCGUGCUGGAGAUCACCUCAGCCCUCAACAGAAGUGCCGUCUACAGGCUGAAGAAAACCUGGGCAAAGGUGUCCAAACAGACAAAAGCACUCAUGGACAAGCUUCAGAAGACUGUGUCAUCUGAAGGAAGAUUUAAAAACCUGAGAGAAAUGCUCAAAAACUGUAACCCACCUGCUGUUCCCUACCUGGGGAUGUACCUGACUGACCUGGCGUUUAUCGAGGAAGGAACACCCAACUUCACUGAGGAAGGCCUUGUCAAUUUUUCCAAAAUGAGAAUGAUCUCCCACAUUAUCAGGGAAAUCCGCCAGUUCCAGCAGACCUCCUACCGCAUCGAGCACCAGCAGAAGGUCACUCACUACCUGCUGGACAAGAGCCUGAUCAUCGACGAGGACACCUUGUACGAGCUGUCGCUGAAGAUCGAGCCGCGGCUCCCCGCCUGAGGCACCCGUGCAGGGCCUGCAGCCAGCCCUGGGACAGGCAGCACAUCCUGCACCAGUCUGAGGAGAAUGACAGCUCUCUUUUCCACUGAGAGACACACAGUCUCACAGCCUUUCCCUCUCAGGCAACACACACCAGUGUUGGAGGCGAAGGACAGCGACCCUUCCUACCCGGCUUCAGCGAUUUCUGCUUUGCAAAGAUCACGCUUGGCAUUAGGGAGCAGGAUUUCCUGGGAAACAGGAGACUUUCCUGUGAACAGGCACUCACUGCAGCCAUCUCACAUGACAAAACAAGGGUACAGAUUUAAAUGGUGGCAGUGUGCUCAGGUGUGCUAGGAUAAAUAAGCGAAGUGAGGUGGCUGGGUUGAUUUAUGUGUUCACUGAGGCAGUAAUGGCUUGUGUGUCCUCUUUGUGUUAAUUUCAUCGCCAAACCUGGAUUUUAGCACUCAUCUAAUGCUUGGAGUGAUGUUAAGACAGCAUCUAGUAACUUUAGAUCUGCAGUUGUUUGAAACACCUGCUGUACAUUUAAUGCUGCUCUUUAUGAAAAAUUUUCUUCUUUCAGUGUCUCGUCAGCCUUUUCUAAGGCGACUGAUUGUAUCUAUAAAAAUGAUUUGUAAAUAUCUUUUUUCAUCAGUGGGAGUAUUUGCAGCAUGGAGAGCAAAUGGACUGGUGGAAUAGUUGUAAAUAGCUGCCAGCUGGGAAGGUGAGGGACCCAGAGGGGUGGUGCAGGGGAUGGAGAGUCACGCUGCACACAGCCCUGGAAGAGGCACUUUAUUUUCCUGCACCUCCUGCAGCUUCUCUGACAAGUCAGGCUACAGAGCACUUUUCUGGACACACUGUGGAGAGAAAUACAUGUCUGUCUGGCAGCAGGUGGUGAUCAGCAGUGAGCACUCAGAGCUGGAGUGACAGUUUUGUUUUAUGUGGAAUCGGUGGUUUGAAAAAUGUCCUUUUUUUUUUUUUUUUUUUUUUUUUUUUAUUUUGUUCAGCCAUUUGGCACUGAUUUAGCUGUAAAACUGAACGUGUCAGUGGCAAACUCUGAAUGCCAGCAAACACAAAAGUGUGUAUUUUUAUCUGAGCUGGUAAUUAUCACUUGCAUACGUUUGAGAAAAUGUGCUGUUUGUAAAUGUUUUCAGAGCCUGCUUUUGUGACGUUCCAGGUAGAUCGAUGUCAUUUCUAUGUCAUUUCUACAGUAGCUGGUGCUUCUUGCAUUUUCCUCAUCCAGAGUGGCCUGUUGUAGCUGCAUGGGAAGUGAGCUCAAAUGCUGUAAAGGGCAUCGUAGUACAAAACACAGGUGUUAGCACUGUUGAAAACAAAAAUUGGCUGGAAAAGUGUCCUUACUUUUCCAAUGAAACUCAGCCAGUUGAAGAAAUAGGGCUAUAUCACCGUAUACCUCCCUUAAAUCCUCUCAGGGAGACAGAUGUUCAAAACAGAUUGUGACUUAGGCCUAUUUGAUCUGACUUAUCUUACACAGUCGUGAUGCUUCUUAGCGCUGGUGAUGAAAAAUGGACCUGCCUGGCUUGUGGUUUUUGUCUUUAUUUGCACUUUAAUGACAUUGCUGGCCCAGCCCAGAGCUGCACAAUGAGUUCCAUUCGUUCUGUCUGCGUGUGACCGCCAGCAUCUACAAAUGUACCUUAGCAACUGUAAAUUUCAUUAAGGUCCUUCUCCACAAGGACCAUCUUGUAAAUAACUGCAUGGGGAGGUGUCACAGAUACUGGAAAAUUCCUCCAUUAGAAAAGCAGACAGCAGGAGAGAAGGAAAUGCUGUAGGAACACUUUAAAUAGUUCUGGCUAAUGAUUGCUGUAGAAGUGUUACUUAUAGAAGCUUUUUCUUGUAAAAAAUGUGGUUUUUCCUUUUGACUAAUGAUUGAUAAGGAGCUGAUUGCAUCCCAGUGCAUGAUGUGAGGAAAAAAUCCCACAAAAAAAGAGCAUGGUUUAUUUGGACCACAAAACCAAGUGACUGUGUAUUUCCUGUACAAUAGCAGGACUCCAUUCAGUAGUUCCAUAAAACACUUUGAAGUAAUGGAGCAACAAGGGGAAACGUGGUCCAAAAAAAGUGAUUUCUGUUUGGUUUUGUUGCUUCUUUGUUGACAAAGAAAACGUGUAACAGCU